AUGUUUGACUUUCUAACAACAGGAUGUGACAGUGGUUUUGGAUUUGAACUUGCAAAACGUCUGGACUCGCUGGGGUUCACGGUGUUUGCCGGCUGUCUGCUGGCAGACAGUGGCGGGGAGGGGUCGCAGAAGCUCCGUGCGGAGUGCUCGAGCAGGCUGAGUACUGUUCAGAUAGACGUGACCCAUGAUGGACAGGUGAAGGCCGCUGUACAACAUGUCAAAGACAGUUUACCCACGGGCUCAAAGGGUCUCUACGCGCUGGUGAACAAUGCUGGAAUCUGGCAGCCGGGAGAGAUCGAGUGGGUCAGCCUCGCCACCUACCGACGUGUGAUGGAAGUGAACACCUUCGGUACCGUGCGGGUCACCAAGGCGUUCUUGCCUCUGAUUCGUCGGGAGAAAGGACGGGUUGUUAACAUCUCCAGCGUGCACGGUCUCUAUUCAUCACCUUCUCAAACUGCAUAUAACAUGACCAAGAGAGCCGUGGAAUUUUUUUCGGACGCACUCAGGCAUGAAAUGCACAAAUGGGGCGUUAAAGUGAUCAUCGUGGAGCCUAGCAGCUUUGGUCGGGCUACAAAUGUUGGCUUGCCUGCCACCAUUGACAUGCUUGUUCAGAACCUGCGGGACAACAUGGAAGAGUCUGUGAAGGAGGACUAUGGCAUGGAGUACUUCGACUUCAAAAUGGAACAGAUGAAAGCCCGUAUUACUACAGACCCCCGGGGCAAAGACGCUACCCCUGUCAUAGAUGCUAUGGCGGACGCGGUCACCCUGACUAACCCCGAACAUCGCUGUCUAAUCGUGACGAGUUUUGAGGACUACGUCACGAGGAUCUGGCUGGGCUACUUCCCCACACGGUGGACUGACUCCACAAUCAGAGCCGAGAAGGAAGACGACCUGAAACCAGCCAUGCUACAGAAAAACAAAUAA
Branchiostoma belcheri (Belcher's lancelet) is the source of this 924-nucleotide messenger RNA. Its product is annotated as D-beta-hydroxybutyrate dehydrogenase, mitochondrial-like. The transcript has 6 exons. Gene Ontology annotation, molecular function: oxidoreductase activity. Bases 1 to 924 code for a protein of 307 amino acids. The record is from RefSeq and is a predicted model, not a curated record. Lineage: Eukaryota; Metazoa; Chordata; Leptocardii; Amphioxiformes; Branchiostomatidae.